Molecule: messenger RNA, 2662 nt
Organism: Pezoporus flaviventris
Lineage: Eukaryota; Metazoa; Chordata; Aves; Psittaciformes; Psittacidae
Gene: ARID3A
Product: AT-rich interaction domain 3A
Exons: 9
Coding region: 586-2427 (613 amino acids)
Biological process (GO): regulation of transcription by RNA polymerase II
Cellular component (GO): nucleus
Molecular function (GO): DNA binding
Source: RefSeq, a predicted model, not a curated record
GGAGAGCAGCCGCCGAGCGGGCAGCGAUCGCGCCCCGGCCCCGCCGCAGCCCGAGCCCCGGGCGGCCGCCGCUGCUAUGCGGCUUCGCGGCGCUCGGCCUCCACCGGGUUUGUGCCGACGCGUGCCAGAAGCUGAGCCAGAGGAGGACUGAGGGACGCCAGGCUCCGAACGGGGGGGUACACACCGCAUUGACCCCGGUUGGUGACGGAGGCAGCGAUGUUCCGGGCUACAGCUGCUGCCUGUUGAGCCCAAGGAGGCUUCGGACGCGUUCACCGGCAGCACCCUGAGCCCAGGGAGCCCUCGAGUGAAGGAGGCAUCGGGGCAAGGCUGAGGGGGGCCGGGGGCACAUCCUGCUGCCCUGCCCUGCCGGUGGUGGCCAUUCCUGCCCGGACACCCACCAGCACUGCAGCCCCUCAGCUGCCCUCGCCCCCCCGGGCAGCCCCAUUGCAGGGCUGCCCCCCACGGCGCGGCCCAGCCUUGGAGCACAGCAGCGUGCCGGGCGCUGCCCCCCGCGGCCCCCGGGUGCUGCCCCCCGGCUGCGUGGCCCCCCGUGCCCCCGGGGACCCUCCGCCCGCCGGCAGAGCCAUGAAGCUGCAGGCGGUGAUGGAGAACCUGCAGCGGCAGCAGCGCGCGCGGCUGCAGCAGGCGCUGGAAGCGCGGCAGCAGGAGCAGCAGCAGCAGCAGCAGCAGCGCUCCGCGUCCCCUCCGGCGCAGCCCCCGCCGGGCCCGGGGCAGCCUCCAGCCAGCACCCCGGCCCGUGCCCGCGGUCAGGAUGCGGCCCCGGCACCCUCGGAGGAAGGAGCGGAGCCCGAGAGCGCGCACAUGCAGCGGGCGCAGAUGGCCGCUCUCGCUGCCAUGCGGGCGGCAGCCGCCGGCCUGAGCCACUCGUCCAGCCCCGGGCCGUCGGAUGAGAGCCAGGCCUCGGAGGAGGAGGAGGAGGAACACGGCGAGGAGGAGGAGGAGGAGGAGGAGGAUGGCGGGUACCAGCAGGAGAUGGGCUCGGAGGAGGAGGAGGAUCUGAAGGGCAAGUGGGACGAAGAUGACUUUGAAGAGGACCUGGGCGAGGAGGAAGAGGAAGAAGAGGAGGAGGAGGAAGAGGAAGACUACGAGGAGGAGGAAGAUAUGGGAGAGGAAGGGCUCGGCUCAGCAGAGGCGGUGGGGGCCGGCGCGGGCUCCCUGCUGCUCCGCAAGCCGCCGGCGCCGCAGCACUACCGGGGCGAGCCGCAGCGGGUGCCGGGCGGGCAGGAGCGGCUCCCCCCGGGGCUGGGCCACGCGCAGCCCCCGCCACCAGCGCCCGACCACGGUGACUGGACCUACGAGGAGCAGUUCAAGCAACUGUAUGAGCUGGAUGGGGACCCCAGGAGGAAGGAGUUCCUGGACGACCUCUUCAGCUUCAUGCAGAAGCGAGGGACCCCCGUCAACCGGAUCCCCAUCAUGGCCAAGCAGGUGCUGGACCUGUACAUGCUGUACACGCUGGUGACGGAGAAGGGCGGCCUGGUGGAGGUGAUCAACAAGAAGCUGUGGCGAGAGAUCACCAAGGGGCUGAACCUGCCCACCUCCAUCACCAGCGCUGCCUUCACCCUGCGCACCCAGUACAUGAAGUACCUGUACCCCUACGAAUGUGAGAAGCGAGGGCUGAGCAACCCCAACGAGCUGCAGGCGGCCAUCGACAGCAACCGGCGGGAGGGCCGCCGGCAGGGCUUCGGCAGCUCCCUCUUCACCUACUCCCCCGGCGGCACCCAUGGGCUCCUCUCCUCCCCGAAGCUGCCGGUGCCGGCGCUGGGGUUGGCGUCCACCACCAACGGCGGAUCCAUCGCUCCCGUCCAGAAGAUCAAGAAAGAGGAGGACUCCCCCAUCCCCAUCUCCGUGCCCAGCCGGCUCCCGGUCUCGCUGGCCGGGCACCCCGUGGUGGCAGCUCAGGCGGCCGCGGUGCAGGUGGCAGCGGCGGCUCAGGCCGCGGCGCUGGAGCAGCUGCGGGAGAAGCUGGAAUCGGGGGAGCCCCCGGAGAAGAAGAUGGCGCUGGUGACGGACGAGCAGCAGCGGCUCAUGCAGCGGGCGCUGCAGCAGAACCUCCUGGCCAUGACGGCCCAGCUGCCCAUGAGCAUCCGCAUCAACAGCCAGGGCACCCGCUCGCCAGAGAACCGCCAGGACUCGGCCACCGGCCUGGGCAGCAACGGCACCAACAGCAUCAGCAUGUCGGUUGAGAUCAACGGUAUCGUCUACACAGGUGUGCUGUUCGCCCAGACGCCCGGCCCUUCCUCCUCCUCUUCCUCCUCCUCCUCCUCGCUCCCUUCCUCUGCCUACAGCAAAGGCAACGGCGGCGGCGGCGGUGGCAGCCGGACCAGCGGUGGCGGCGGCGGCGGCACCGCGGCACCGACCAACCUGGCCGUGCCGCCCACUUCUACCUCCAACAACGCUUCGCCUUAACAAACACCCCUGCACCGGGGCCUCAUUGGGGUCUCAUUGGGGUCUCAGCGGGCUCUGCCCGUGCCCUCGUGUUGUUGGCUUUCCCUUCACAAGCCAGAAAAGCUUUAGCCCAAGGGGGGGGUUUUGCCGGAGCCGCCGGCUCGUCCCGCUGCGCCGCGCCGGUCCGGGACCGUUUACCUCACUCACAUCACACUUUGCACUGUACAUUUAUUAUUAUUAUUAAUUAUUAAUUAUU